AUGCGCCCACCAGGGGGGGCACCUCUUUGGCAGAUAACAGUCGUAAGUUCAGCACUGGAAACCUCGCCACUCGCUUACGUUCCCUCCCCAUUGCUGAGGAUCUCCAACAGUUCAAGCCCCCCCGCCGCAGUCAGCGAGCCAACUUCGAGAAUCGCUGCUGAUGAUUUUGAAGUACUGCCUCCAGUCAGUGAGGCUGCUAGCGACGGGCUUGACCAUUUGCUGCCCGACGACGUUAUUUUGGUCACCUCGCGCCCGUCUCCUUUCAUUCUACCUGACCCCCUUCCGGCUGCUCCGUUGGUGUCCAGAGCAUCCGCCUCUACUGGUAGGACCCGUUCUGGUCCAGGUUCUGCUGCUUCACCAGUGGCCAUGGCCUCCGUUGCUAGCCCGAUGCGUGCGAGCGCGGCCACUGCCUUCUCAGUCACAACCACCCUCGUUGCCGAAACAUCCUCGGACGAUCUCACAGAGCUUGACACGCUCACCGCAGCUGUCGCUGCCACAGCCCUCGAUUCCGACAACGGUGAAGCGGGCGGUGAAAGUGGAGGGGACAACGGCGGAUCGUACCACGUUCCUGCAAGCACUGAAGCCGGCCCUUUCUAUGUCAUCACCCGUGGAUUGCAAGUUGGAAUCUUCGCUGGCUGGGGCAAUACCUCCCCACUCGUCACCGGCAUCUCCAACGCUGUUUUUUGGCGUGUUGCGAGCGUUUACGAUGGCCAUGUUAGGAUGCAGCAGGCCAUCGCAUCGGACUUUGUUGAGCAACUCCACAAGUGA
This is a messenger RNA of Laccaria bicolor S238N-H82, 768 nucleotides long. RefSeq lists its product as uncharacterized. The transcript has 3 exons. The coding region runs from base 1 to 768 and encodes 255 amino acids. NCBI's taxonomy places the organism in Eukaryota, Fungi, Basidiomycota, Agaricomycetes, Agaricales, Hydnangiaceae. The record is from RefSeq and is a predicted model, not a curated record.